AAACAGAAAAUAAAUUCCCUACCCACCCAUUGUCAUAUUCAUCUGGCUCUUCGCAUUCACAGUAAAGUUCGUCGUUCUUCGAAUCUUACAAAAUAUUGAUUCAAUGGCAGCAGUUUGAAAAUUCUUUUUCCCGAUUGAAUGUUUCUUCGUCGAUUGGGAGCUGUACUUCCUUCAUCAAGAAGGCUGUUUAGCAGCAACAGCAACCAUGAUUUAGCAAAUUCCAUUGCUGAAUUCAACAAGGAGAUGGAAUCAGUAUUUGGAGAGCCUCCUCCUAGUGGGAUUUCAGGUUCUUCAAGUAACAAUUUUACAGCUGAAAAGUCCAAGAAAAUCUCUCAAGCGGAUGAAAGUGCCCUGUUUUUGACCCACGUUGGCGGAGCUGGGGAAGCUCAAAUGGUGGAUGUUUCGCCGAAAGAAAGCACCGAAAGAAUUGCAAUUGCUAGUUGCAAGGUAAUUCUUGGCAAGAAGGUGUUCGAUUUGGUCUUAGCUAAUCAGAUGGCCAAGGGAGAUGUCCUCAGUGUCGCUAAAAUUGCUGGAAUAUGCGGAGCAAAACACACAAGCACUCUAAUUCCACUUUGUCAUAACAUAAUUCUGACACAUGUUAGAGUCGACCUUCAUAUGAAUCCUGAAAAUUACAGUGUGGAUAUAGAAGGAGAAGCUGCAUCAACUGGGAAAACAGGAGUUGAAAUGGAAGCAAUGACAGCAGUGACCAUUGCUGGCCUUACCGUCUAUGACAUGUGCAAAGCAGCUUCGAAAGAUAUACAGAUCACAAAUGUGCGACUCGAAAGUAAAACCGGUGGGAAGAGUGGACAAUGGUCAAGGGAGGAGUAAAAGCUACCUUGUAAAGAAUUAAUAUGAGGAAGACUCAGGUGGCUGGGAUCAAUAUUUCAGAAGAGAGCUUAGAUGCCUUAGCUAGUAGCUGGGCGUGCGAGGCUAGUUCUUGGCCUUUGUCCUAUUUAGGCAUGCCUUUGGGUGGGAAACCCAGCAAAAAAUCCUUCUGGCAACCCAUUGAAGAGAAGGUGGAGAGGAAGCUAGCCAAGUGGAAUUCUUUGUUCUCCUUGUUCACAUGCCCGAGGCAAGUUUCAAAGCACCUCUAGCAUUUGAUUAUAAAUUUCUUCUUAAGAGGGAGGUGGCCCCAAUCCUACCUGAUGAGAGAUAGCUUCUGACCUUGAGUCGAAAGGAGGUUUGGGUGUAGGCAACUUGGACAGCAAGACUGUGCCCUCCUUGCCAAGUGGGGGUAGAGAUUCAUGACAGAAAGCAAGGCUUUGUGAAGAUGGGUAAUUGCAAGUAAAUACAAUCUCACUGAUAAAGAAUGGUGGCCAGCGUUGAAAGGUGUGGUUAAAUCCAAGGGGCCUUGGGUGAGCAUUCUUCCUCCGUGCAAGGAAGCAGAAGCGUGGUAUAAGACGAAGGUGGGAAAAGGAGAUAAAACCAUGUUCUGGAACGACCCUUGGUUGUUAGAUGAACCGUUAGCCAGAGCCUUUCCAAGGCUGUUUAGAGUGGCAGCCUCAAAGGUCCUUCCAAUAGCUCAAUGUUGGAAAGAAGAGUAUAGAAGAUGGGAUCUCUUGUUUAGGAGGAACCUGUCUGAUCCGGAAGUUGAAGAAUGGGCAAGCUUAUCUAACCUCCUUGCAAGUGUGGCUCCUUCCACAACCUUUGAUAGAAGAGUGUGUGGAUGCUCGAGAACAAUGGUUUUUUCUCAGUUAAAUCCCUCAUGACCGGUCUUUUACAGCAGCGCUCUAUGACAGGAGGGUUCAAAGGGAGCUUUAUUUGGCAGCUUGAGGUUCCCAAAAAAGUCAAGAUUUGCUUGUGGUUGAUGAUGCACGAAAGGAUUAAAACUUGCUGCAGGCUUCAAAAGGCGAUGCCCAUUGUCUGUCUCUCCCUUAGCUGGUGUGUGAUGUGCAAAAAUAAUGAAGAAAACCAAUGGCACCUUCUCUUUGAUUGUCCUUUCGCCUUAGCAUGCUGGGGACCUUUUCAGGAUUUUCAACGUGAGUUGGUGCUUCCCCAGCAGUGCAGCCGAAGCUCUUUCACAAUUAUUUCAAGGAACGACUUCUAAGGGGCAGGCCAGUCUUAUUUGGACCUUUGGGAUAGUCGGGUUAGUGUGGAGACUGUGGUUUAAACGUAACAAAAGAUGCUUCUUAGGUCAAGAAACAAACAAGGAAAUGUUUUGGGAGAAUGUUAGAAUUUCAGCUUCCUCCUGGGCGUCUAUUAACAAUCCCUUUUGUAAUUAUGGUUUUACUCAAAUCUUUGCCAAUUGGGAAGCCUUUUUGUAAUCCCUUGGCCUUUGGGGAUAUCUCAUCUCCCCUUUUUUGUA
This is a messenger RNA of Momordica charantia (bitter melon), 2305 nucleotides long. RefSeq names its product cofactor of nitrate reductase and xanthine dehydrogenase 3 (gene CNX3). Lineage: Eukaryota; Viridiplantae; Streptophyta; Magnoliopsida; Cucurbitales; Cucurbitaceae. Gene Ontology annotation, biological process: Mo-molybdopterin cofactor biosynthetic process. The record is from RefSeq and is a predicted model, not a curated record.